AUGACCAUUGAAGAUCUUGUUUCAAGGAAACCUUCUGCCUUAUUGGAGUCUUUUAGCAUGUUGACAUGGUCCUUUGUGAUCCUUGCUGGAGAAAGCAUUCCUGAAUUUGUGGAAAAACCUUGUCCACUGGCAACACCCAAGGGAGACAGAGCAAUACUCUGAGCUAAAGUUAAAAGUAAACCAAAACCUAAUGUGACAUGGAAAAGAGAGAGUGGGUACCAAUAGAGGAAGAAUCCAAAAUGUUUUUGACAAUCUUUUCAAGAAGUGUGUACUAAGGUAACACCUUUAUUUUCAGAUGAUACAGAUAACUACAAGUGUGUAGCGUCCAAUACCCACACUGAUGCCAUCUACACAGUAUCCUUGAUCAUGACUAAAGAUGAGCCCCUACUCCUGACAGAACUGAAACCACCAAAGGUGACUGAAAGACAGACAGCAGUGUUUGAAAUCUGCCUGUCACAGAAAGUGCAAAACUUCACCUAGAAGCUCAAUGGGAAAGAGUUGAAGUGAAUGAAGUAUGAAAUAAUCACAUCUGAUGACAGAUUAGCCUACACUAUGAAAAUUAAGGGUGUUCCGUCCACUGACUUUAAAGAAUUCAAUGCUGAGACUGGAGUUAUAGUGCAGAGCAGAACACUCUUCAUUGAUCGGGUUCCAAUUCAGUUCAUCAGCAAUCUCAAGAGCACCCAAGUGAAAAAAAAAGAGAAAGCCUGCCUGGAGUGUGUGAUGACUUCUGAAGAUGUCAUCCUGAAGGAGACAGCGACACAAGAGAGUGACCCUCGAGAGCAGUACGGCAGUGCCAGUGUAACUCUGGAAGGUGUGCAGCCUGGCGAGGAGUCGGAGGCCAGGGUUGAGUGUGGCUGGCAGUGGGGAAGGAAGCCCCGGCUCCUGGAGGAUGUGUGCCAGGCCUGGUAUAUUACAGACAUGAAAAGGUUCUGGAUAGCAAAGCAGGGAGCCAUCCACAGACUCAUCAUUGACAGAAUGAGAGAGGAGCUUGAAGGGAGGUAGAUGUUCAGAGACAAGGGGGCAGAGAGUGGAGCAACAGUUGCUGUUGGAGAUUCUCCUGUUAUUGAAGAAUCCAUCCUCGAGCUUUUUGCUGCACACAGCGUUACUGUGAAGACUAAGCAUACAGUGAGCAUCAAGGUGCCUUUCAAGACAAAGCCAAUGCCCAAAGUCACAUGGUUCAAAGAUGGCACUGAGGUGACAGAGGAAGAGUGGUCAGCCACUCACCAUGCAAGCAAACUAAAACCCCCGCAGGGGAAAGCAGAGUUCUUGAACACAUGGGGGAAAUGUAAAAUGAGAUGGAAAGCACCCAAAGGCAAUGGAGAAAAGCAGGUGACUUGCUUCAUCUUCAAGAGGAAGAUGGCUGGAAAAAAACCAUGGAUCAAAGUAGGGGUUGUGGAAAGCAAGUGCACCACAUUUGCUACAGAUAAGGUGGAGGCGGGGAAAGCCCACUAAUUCUGAAUAUGUGCCAUCAACUCUGAGGGCCUCAUCAAGCUUGAAACAGAAGAAAUUUUUGCUGGAAAGCCUAUUAAGCCUCUGAGACAGGUGUCUCAGCCUCAAGUUGUAGAUGUCAGGGAAGAAGAUGUCACCAUCACCUGGAACUUCCCAGCCCAGGAUGGAGGCUCCUCAGUGCAAGGUUAUAUCAUAAAAAAAAGGAAGAAAGGCAGCAGUCUUUGUGUUCCAAUCACCAGGGAGCCAGUCCAAGGUACCAGAUUCAAUGAGGAUGGUUUUCUGGAGGAUACAGAGGAGUUCCAUGCGAUAUCUAUGAACGCUGCAGUCCCUGGUCUUCUCAGCAUGUCCUCAGCCUCCAUUGCAAAGGAUCCCCUCAAGCCUCCAGGACUGCUGAAGGUGAUGGAUUUUUCCAACUCCAGCAUUUCCUUAGCCUGGCAGGAGCCAGACCAGGAAGAUGUGCUGCCAGGAUACAUACUAGAGAUGUGAGCUGAGGACACCAAGAAAUGGAAUGAAGCUGGUAUGGGAGAAUCAGUGGAGCUACAGGAAGGAGUUCUAGCAAUGCCACCUUCAGAUACUCCCAGAUUUGAUCUGACUGUGAGGCUGAAGAGCCACAUGGUGGUUUGUUCUGGGAAAGCACCGUGCAUUCAUGCAUCUUCCCCUCACUCCCCACCACCACCAGCAAUGUGGCAAAAAGAAGUCCUUAUCCACAGCACCAAGCCAUUUAUUUCUGACCUGUACCAGAUCAUCCUCAAAAAUAGUUACCGAGAAGCCCUUUACGACAUUUGAAUGCAAGUUGCAGAUUUCCCCUGACCACCCACUUAUCUGCAGCUGGUCGAGGAAGUCCCUGACACUGUGACCCUAAAUCACAGCUCCAAUGUAGAAGACUACUAGCAGACUGAUUAUGGUAUCCUGAAAUGUGAUGUUAGUACCGCCUUGUGGUUCACAACCUCAGAGAAGGUCUACAGCAAUAAGUACACUGCCACAGUUCUGCUCUCAGGGAGGAAAUACUUAGUCAUUCUGUGCAAUGACACUGGGGACACUGACCUUUUGGAUUCACAGGCACAGCAGUACAUCUCCAAAGGUAGAGGAAGGACUGUUUCCCAUUGCAUCACCGCGCCGAAGAACCACAGUAUGAGUCAUGGCAAUGACUGUGCCACGAGCCGUGCUUUCACCAGUAACCCCCACCCAACAGGGGCACUGUACAAGGAUAUUAUCAUCACAUCCAAGUCUAAGUUGUGGUUCAACUCAACAAGUAGCAUCUGUCUGCUUGCAACUGGAGCCGUCAAGGUUGAACAAGAGCAGGACCUUUUUGAACAAGAGCAAGAAAAAAAAGAUGAAACAAGCCUCCUGGACACAGUGACAGAGAGUUUGCAGAAGUCAAAACACAAGAUGUAAUUAGUGGAACUAGCUCUGCCUGGUCCAGCAUGCAGAACAGCAUUGCUGUGGCUGUGUAGUUUAUCUUUGUGUAGCUCAAAAUGCAACUACCCUUGGCUUCUGUAAUGGUUGGUUAAACCAGGUGGCAGAGUGGGGCUUCUGCUCAGUAGGGAUGCUCCUGAUGUUUCUGUCUUCCUUCCCUCUAAGUAAUUUCGGACAGCAGGGUGCGGGGUAAAGGUGGUAUUUCUAAUACCAUCUGCUAAUGUGUCUUAAUGGUAAUAAAAGGAGCCGAAGAUUGCAGUUCACUCUUCCAUGUAUCAGUUUGUUUCCACACUGGUCAAUGAGAAUCCUGUUUCUGAGUUCAAGAGGAGACUUGGGUUCUGUCUCUGUGUCCCCAGAUAGCCCAGCAGGACCUCCAUGAUCAUCUAAGCUUCUUAAUGUCAGAUUGUAUAUAAACAUAGAGUAAGCAAUGUAUCUGAAGUACUUAAAUCCUUUCAAUACCAAGAAAGUAAAUACAGUCUGCAGCUUUGCAAAUGAGGGAGUCACUUUGUGAAAGAGCUAGCUGUAGAAGGUAAAACUUGAGAUCCAGAA
Calidris pugnax (ruff) is the source of this 3414-nucleotide messenger RNA. It is a transcript of the gene IGSF22, whose product is annotated as immunoglobulin superfamily member 22. Gene Ontology annotation, molecular function: protein binding. The record is from RefSeq and is a predicted model, not a curated record. Lineage: Eukaryota; Metazoa; Chordata; Aves; Charadriiformes; Scolopacidae.